This is a messenger RNA of Doryrhamphus excisus (bluestripe pipefish), 5591 nucleotides long. The record is from RefSeq and is a predicted model, not a curated record. NCBI's taxonomy places the organism in Eukaryota, Metazoa, Chordata, Actinopteri, Syngnathiformes, Syngnathidae.
GUCUAAAGGCAAAUAGACACAUGGCAUGAUGUGGGGACACGAUGGGACUGCAUCAACCUUUUCGGUACUUGAGGCGUUCUUGCUAGGUGCUAGCAUGGUAGCUGUUUGCACACCGGGCCCGAGGUUCACAGCACAGGUGGCAAGCCCAUCAAAAUUUCUGCGGGAAUUUUCUAGUUUUUCCUUUAAAAUCUCUUAAGGCAGACAAAUAAUACACUUUUAAGCCUUAAGGAUAGCUAAUACUAAUACUAAUUGGUGUGUUUUUUUUUAAUUACUCCUUCUUGGCUGUACCUGUACUGCACCAUAUCCUACAACUAAAUGGCGUAAUUAGCCUGUGGAGACAGCCACCUUCACCAGGCUACAAAUAGAUCCUGACCACAGAUGUCUGGCAGCCAACCAUCGGCAGGUUGAAUGAAUAGAAGCUGUGUGUUUGUUGUGAGUGUAAAGGUGUGAAAAAACCCCACAAAAAACCAAAGAGGUUUUCAUUUAAUCUUCCUAUAAUUUGUGGUUGAAAGUAGGGCACUUUUGCUGCUCGGUGCUGUUGCACAGUGGCGCCACAGGGGGGCGUUGCAACUUGGUUGUUGGGAAGGCCACACACAGCGGUGAAGAAGAAAUAACUAAACCACUGUGUUGGAGAGACGACAAACUGUUCCCGCUCUUUCAUGUGUUUCAGCAUUGACAGGAAGUCAAAUGGAGUAUCAUGCCCCUUCUGUCCGAGGCCUUCACACAGCUGGCGAAACACGACUGCGGAGAGGAGCUGCCGAGGAUACAUACUGGGCCUAUUCAGGUACAUAUGGACCAGAUGAAGGUUGGGCAUCAUCUUUCCCAGAAUGUAAGGAAAGAAACCAAUCACCAAUCAAUAUUGUGGACCAAGAUACCAAAGUAUCCACUGAGUUUCAGGAACUGACACUGGAGGGAUUCGAUACAGAAUCUUCAAACAAGACAUCUAUGAAGAACACUGGCAAAACAGUGGCCAUUGUGCUCAAAGAUGAUUAUUUUGUGAGGGGAGCAGGUCUACCAGGGAGAUUUAAGGCAGAGAAAGUGGAGUUUCACUGGGGGCCAAGCAACGGAUCAGAGGGCUCUGAGCACAGCAUCGAUGGCCGACAUUAUCCGGUGGAGAUGCAAAUCUACAUGUACAAUUCGGACGACUUUGACAGCCUCAGUGCAGCACUCAAGGAGAAAAGAAUCAUCGCAGCCAUGGUGGUUUUCUUUCAGGUUGGAAGAAAUGACAAUCCUGCUGCUGUUCCUAUAAUCCAUGGCUUGAAGGGUGUGGUCCAUCAUGAAAAAGAGACUUUUUUGGAGCCCUUUGUCCUAAGGAACCUGCUGCCAUCCUCAUUGGGAAGCUACUAUCGCUACACAGGGUCCCUGACCACACCUCCAUGCAGUAAAAUAGUGGAAUGGCUCAUCUUCAGCAGGCCAAUUUAUGUCUCCUACAAACAGUUAGAGGCUUUCUACUCUAUCUUCACCACAGAGCAACAGGAUCAUGUUAAGUCGGUGGAAUAUCUGCGCAGCAACUUCAGACCCAUUCAACGGCUGGACAACCGCCAUGUGUUCAAGUCAGCAGUUAAAGACGCCUGGCAGCCUGACCUGUCCAACACCGCAGUUGGGCCUGAUGGGACAGAGGCUUCCAGAGUAUGCAGCAGCGCUCCAUUUAACAUGAAAGUGCGACAUGUGAAUGGAAGCACCCUCGUGGUUCGCUGGGCACAUCCGGAAGUCAUCUACCACCCACCGAUUCUCCACUUCCUGGUGUCCUACAGCUGGACAGCACAUGAUGACAGCUACGAGGAGACACACCUCACUGAUGCCAAACAUAAACUGGAGGCUGUCAUCUCCCCCGUCUCAGCGGAUGUGUUGUACCUCUUUCGGGUUCAGGCUGUCUGCACCAAUGACAUGCGAAGUGAUUUCAGUCAGAGCAUGCUCUUCAGAGCAAACACCACAAGGAUCUUUGAGGGAACACGGAUCGUAAAAACUGGAAUGCCCCCAGUUUCACCAGCAUCUUCAGCUGACAUGGCCCCCAUCUCCUCUGGUUCAUCCACCUGGACCUCCUCUAGCAUUCCCUUCUCCUUUGUCUCCAUGGCAACAGGCAUCGGCCCUUCGUCCAGUGGUAGUCAGGCAACAGUGGCAUCCGUGGUGACUAGUACUUUACUCGCUGGCCUUGGCUUCAGCGGGGGAGUCAUCUCCUCUUUCCCCAGCUCAGUUUGGCCAAGCAGAGCAGCAACACGCAAUCGUGUGCCCCGGCCCAAGAAUGUCUGCACUCCUGUUGUCACAAAAGAGAACAGAGAGGCAGGGAGUGAUGACGGUGACAAUGAUCCAGGAGAUGAUGAAGACAGAGAAGGGGAGGAAAGAGAUGAGGAAAAAAAGGACAAAAAUCAGAAGAAGCAAAAGAAAAGAUCAGCAGAAGAAGAAUGGAAGGACAAAAGCAAGGCUAAGAAUAAGCCAACCAGUCAGAAACCUACUGGGAAUGCAGAGGAGAAUGUAGAUUCAACAAAUUGGCUACACGUUGACCGCCUAUUUGACUGUAACCAAACCACCAAGGAUGCAUUUCUUGGUCGUGACGUUUCACCACUGACUCUUAGUUGGGAGCGCUCACCCUUCUCUGUUUAUACCGGUGAGUCACAAUAUCAACGAUAUGUCAGAUUAUAAUUGGGAAAACUGUUUCUACACCGGACUCCAGUGUUAGUGUUGCUAUAGUAACUGCUAUGCAAUGCUUUUUAUCAAUAUACACAUGCUAUAUAUCCAUAUAAGUGGAGCAAUGUCAGCUAAAAUCUCAACCAAGCCACGUUUUGAAAAACAGAAGUCUUUAAAGGAGCACUUCAACGGGCAAGUGUCAAAGUACGUCAUUAACAACAAAACCCUAACCUAACAAACUAAGCACACUUUGCCCUUCCAAACGAUACAAGCAGCUUUAUUUACUCUUAUCCAACGGGAAAGAUAUUAAUAUUUUCACAUCAACAAUAACCAAUCAAAGUGUCCCCUUUACUUUGAUACCAACAUGGCAAGUCCUGGCAUAUAGGCAAGAAUAAAUAGUAGUACUGUAUAUUAUAGAAUUUGCAAUUUGUUUUAUUUAAUAUAUAUACCAGAAAAAAUAUUUUCUUCUUUCUAAUUUAAGAUAUUACAUUUAAUAUAUUUGAUUUAUAUGAAAUCUUUUUGUACAAUGCAUGUAUGUUAAAUGUGUAUAUUAUUUAUACAGACUUUUAGGGGCAUCCUGUAUAGGGUUGGGCAUCCUCGUUUCGAAUCCGGCUCCUAACAAUUCCUAACGAUUCCGAUGCUUUCAAAGCAUCAGAAAAGUUUGCAUGGUUUAAAAUGAGGGCAGUGACUAGAGUUCUUUUGGAAUGAAAUGUCUGGACCUCUCCAUGAAUUUUAAUAAAGAAAUACAAUAAUUAAUUAAGAGUAACUUUUUAUCAACUUUACUAUGAAUUUUCUACAGGGCUAUUUGCAGCCAGUAUAUAAAUAUCAAACAUUCAACUUCAAUAAAUGUUAUGAAGUUUCUUCUUACAGGAGUACACUUUCACAAAAGAUGUUUACUUUUGAAAAGUACUAUAUUUUGUUUGUUGCCUCAAUGUUGGUGGAAGCCGUUUUUUUAUGACACCCUUAUGACACAGGAUGUAGCCCAUAAAUGCUCUUAUUUGGAAGGCCGGAAGUGUGUUGUGUGGUUUGAGAAGGUCCCCAGACUGUUGCUAAAUUUGCCAUAGCUCCUGUCCUUAAUUUACACCGAACAUUCCACAUCAACCCACAUCAGCUAGCUUCCUGAAACUCUGUUACAUUUAUUCAUUGUUGGACUUACCUGAUUCUCAUCGCUUAGAGGAAGUGCAAUGUUGCAUAUCAAAGACAGUGUACUGUUAUUUCUACACCAUAAAUAUGUGAAAAUUAAUCAUGUUGGUUCUGCAUCCUCCUGGUUUGGUUUAAACAAACCGCAAACAACUGUGAUCCUCUACUCUUGAACAUGCACCAUUGUUUGACGUUUUCCAACCAGUCCAACACCCAACCGUUCCGGACAUGAUGGCCAGCUCUUGACACAUUGCAGAAAAUCCCACACUUUUUCUGUAAUACCAAAUGUUGUAAUCAACAUUGUUAUUGAAAAUAAAUGGGCAAUUUUUUUCAAGUUCUAACAUGACAACAUUUAGCUCAUUCAAGACAAUUGGACAAAUAUUUUCCCACACCUUUGCCCAAAUUCUAAAUUUUCCAACAAAAAUUCACUUUGAUCUUGAAUUCAACUCAACCGAUUUGAGUCAGCUCAUUCCCCCAAAAUCAGGCUCUUUUUCAGCAUUUCAAAAGUUCCUUUUUUCUAAGAAUUUUCCAAGCCAAAAAUGCUCAUGGAAAUGAAUGGCAUUUUUUUUUACUGAUUUCUCAAACCACUCCAACAUGAAAACAUUCAGGCUAACAAUUUUCCAAAUCUUCAAAAGUCCCACUUUUCCCCAGAAUUCCACAUUUUCCGUAGAGCAUUUUGGUUCAGCAUUCACACUUAAUUUCUGCGCAAAUUGGCAUCGCUAGUUAACUAAGUAAACUGACAGUAGGAAACACCGAGUACUAUUCUAUUUGUAUGUCAUCACUAUUCUAUUGGAUAACAUUAUGUUGUAGAAGUUGUCUCCAGGAACGUUUGUAAGGCCAGUUAUCUGCUUUUGUUUUGUGUGUGUGAAUAAAAUAAAAACAAAACACAGUUGACUGUGUCAUUUACAAGGCAAGACAUGAUGGUCGGCUUGUGACCAAAAGUCUGAAUCUGAAAUUAAGUAAUGUGAUCAUGUAUUGCAGUAAUGUAAAUUGUUAACAGAAUUGUACAUGGAGCUAAGUGCACAUUUAAUGCUCUUACCGCUACUACUCUACCACACCCUCCACCCCAGCAAUAAUCAGCGCCUCCCUGUCCAGACUUUCAGCAGUGCACUGUAAGCAAGCAAACACAAGGGUACAUAAAUUUCAUAUCUAGUGCAAGGCCAGACAUUAUUAUGAACUAAAGCAAUAGCAUUCUCAAUCUCUUUGUCGAUGCAUAUUCACUAUAGUUUAUUGUAUUUCAGCUGUCAGGACACAAGGUCAAAAGUUUCAAAGGUGUUCCGCAACUGUAUUCAAGUGGUAAAUAUAGACAUUCUGCUCACAACCUGUUGGAGAAAGUGUUUUUUUUAAUAUUAUUUUCUAUAUAUUGCAUUGAUGUUUUCAGGUAUAACAAACUGCUGGGAGUCAGUAGCUCAGGAAGUGCAGAGGGUCAUCCAGUAACAGUAAGAGCUAGUAGUUUGAACCCUGCUUCCUCCAUCUUAGUCACUUAGCAAAGCAGCAAUGUCCAAAAACACAAAGCACAAAUAAACAAAUGGACCGAGGUAACGUAAAGCUAACAAAAGGUGAUGGUGCAAAACUGCAAUAACUAAAAGUGCCCUGGUAGAAAACCUAACCUAACAAAGACAGCCAGCUAAGCAAAUUAAAGGGGACCUAUUCUGCUUUUUUUCACAUUUUUACAUCUCUCUGAUGAUUUUGGCAUUGAACUGCCAGCUAAAUUGGAGUUCCAGCUGCUAUUGAAGGGCUGUCAAUGUGAUGACUGUCGCUGAAGUCCAGUGUUUUGCCAGCAUUAGCGAUUUAGCAUCAAACUAGCUAAGGGAAGAUUUUCAACA